AUGUUCUCCCGCCCCGCCCGAGGGGCUCGGGUCGACCUGCGGCGGGUCUCCACGCUCGACCUCGAGCGGGUCGCCCGCACGGUCGACAUCGAUGCGCUCGAGGAGCAGCUGGACGCCGUCCUGAGCUCCAAGCUAUCGGAGGGCGAGCUGCGCCGGCUCGGCGGCGCCGGCUCGACUCAGCUCUUCCGUCUGAUGCAGAUGCUGGUCGAGUACCUACUUCACGUCCAGCAGACGCUCUACAGCCGCGGGAUGGAGCUCGAGCACGCUGCGCAGGUCACAUCGUCGCAGCUGCUCGAGCAGGAUAGUCUUCGGAUCAAGACUGGCCGCCCUCUCAGAUCAAGCACGUUUCACAGCUCACCCCACAAGCAGGCGCACUACGCGGGCGCGCUGGAGGCGCGGCUCAAGGGCGCGGCGCCACUCUUUUCGUCGGCUGACUACCUCGCGGCGCACUACCGGCGGCGGCACGAGGCUCACUUUGGGCAGGCGAUGGCGCAGCCGGAGCCGGAGGCGGCGGCGGGGGAGGCGCGGCUUGCGGCCCUCGCCGCGAGGCUCGACAGCGAGCUCCGCGCGACGGCGGAGGAGGUCGAGCAGCUCGUCGACUCGCGGCUCGUCGAGCAGCGCGCGCACAUGGCGGCGACGGCGGAGCGCGCCGCCGACGAGCGGGUGGGCGCCGCGACGGCGGAGGUGACGGCGUUGCGCCACGAGCCCGGCACGCUGCUGCCGUCCAAUUGCGGCUUCGAGCACUCCAAGGCCGAGUGGGAGGAGGAGAGGGGAGAGACGUUUGCCCAGCUGGCGCAGGAGCUCGAGGAGUGGGACGCGGCCUCCAAGGUGCGCUUGAACGGCGUCGAGCUCUUCGAUGCCAAGCGGCGCGACGCCGAGCAGCAGUCCGUCUUUUCGAAGCAGGAGUGCGCCGCCGAGCGGCAAAGGGUGGAGCAGCGGCUGGCGGCUCUCGUCACCGCCAAGCUCAAGAGUGGUUUCCCGCUCACGCCCCGCCGCGCCUCCGCGCCGGACUUGCACCGCACGAUGCCGCGCGUGCCGUCCAAGGGCUCGAUCAAGCUCGCGGCAGGCGGCGGGCCGUCGGCCGAGGCGCCUCACUCGCCGCCCGGCUCGCCCGGCGUGGACCGGGUAGAGGCGUUUGUCUUGGACAGCGACGACAGCGAAUUUUAG
Molecule: messenger RNA, 1167 nt
Organism: Emiliania huxleyi CCMP1516
Lineage: Eukaryota; Haptophyta; Isochrysidales; Noelaerhabdaceae
Exons: 7
Coding region: 1-1167 (388 amino acids)
Cellular component (GO): cytoplasm
Source: RefSeq, a predicted model, not a curated record